ACCAACCAGGCCUUUUUGUAAACUAAAACAUAAUUAAUAAUUUUAAAUGUUAGAAAAUGCUAGUUACCAUUUUUUUUAAUAAAAGUGUUGUACCAAUUAGAUAGUGUUGUGCUCGGGCCGGGUGUGUCCGGUUAUUUUAUGACAAUAAAUUAAUAUUACGGAACAAAUAUGUCUACGAGCCCUUUCCCAUACACUUGCGAGCUUUGUGGCGCCGAGGGCCUCACAGACGAAGGCAUGCGGUCUCAUACCCUCGAAGCCCAUGUGGCCGGAAGACCAGAAUGUCCAUUCUGUGACAGUGUAGUGCCUCAACCUCAGCUGGUAGGUCAUGUCCAGAGGGCACAUCUGCAUUAUCUGACACCAGAAAGAGAAUUGAUGGCCUUUAUUGAUGAUCAGAGUCCAAGUUUCGACGAAGAUUCUAAAAUGACAACAGAUAGCUGCAGCUACAAUACACCCGGUUCAAUAAACGGCUGGCACAGUCCGGACAAUUCCUCGUCGUCGUACCAUAACGGAGCCAUCUCGAAAAACACAAGCUACUUCAAUGGAUAUACGGAAAAGGACAUAAUACACGAAAAAGAAUUCAGAAAUGACGAAGGCAGCAGUAAGAAUAUUUACGACUUAACCAACGGAUUAACGAAUGGUGUGAAAAACAUUAACAUUUGCAAUGGUAUUACAAAUAAAGCUGUUCAAGGUCAGCAGAAUUGUAAUGAAAACGAUAUGAAUUCGCACAAAAAAGAUGUCCAUUCUAGUCCAAGCAAGAACUCUGGUAGCUAUGAAGGAUCUCCUAAUAAAAAUAAGCUAAAUUUGACGAGCGCUGGUCAGGGUUCGCCGCUGAGGUCGCAACUAGCAUUAAAAUUAAAACCAAACACACCUAAGAAAAUUCCUCCCACGCCGAGUCCUACAGUGCAAUGUCUUCUAUGCGAUUUCAAAUCGACAUGCCCGCGAAAACUCGAAGAACAUAUAAAUCGAGCGCACUUCGAUUUGACAUCACCGUCUUUGAAUGCAAAUGCGAAUGCUAACUCAGACAAUCCGACCCUGGGCUUGUCCAACCCGACGAUAACCCUGGAGAACCCAACUCUGGCCCUGACAAUGGCUAUGUCACCUGGACCUCAUGCUUCAUCAUACCAAUGCCCGAUCUGCGAAAGUACAUUCGUGAACACGUCCGAUCUGGAGGUCCACGUGAAUGUGGAUCACAAGGAUAUAUUAAGUCCACAGAAAGAUGAUCAAAUAGACAAUGCGUCAUGUGACGAUAUAGUCAUGAUGGAAGAGAGUCCAGUUAGCAAUUGUCCAGUUUGCUGUCAACCAUUGCCACUGUCACAACAUGAAUUGAUACAACAUAUUGAGGAGCAUUUUGAGAGGGGAGAAGAUGGUGCAUCAGGAUUAACUACAGCAGAAAGAGAAGCGCAGAGGAACAGGGAACAACAAGAAUUUCAAAUGCUUAGGGCUCAGUACGGCAUGGAAGAGGAAGAGGAGUCGUAUGCGCAGCGCGAGGAGAGCGGGCUGCGCCGCGCGGUGUACAGCGGCGCGCUGUCCGUGCCCGACUACUACGAGCGGAGCCGGGGCCUGCGCCGCCCCGCCAGGGACACCGGCGCCUCCAGGACACAUGGUCUCUUAGAACGGAUAGCUCAACUAAACGCUCACAACCCUAGUAUAGUGAAAACGUACCUGUGCAGCGCCGUGGACCACUACGCGAGCACGUACGGGGACCGCGGCUGGGGCUGCGGCUACAGGAACAUGCAAAUGCUGGUGUCGUCCCUGAUGAAGAACCCUCAGUACGCUCCGCUGCUGAAGUGCAAUAACGAGAGGGAGUGCGAGUGCGUGCCCUCCCUGCCGCGGCUGCAGCUGCUGGUGGAGAGGGCCUGGCAGCGGGGCUUCGACACCCAGGGCUCGGAGCAGCUGGGCUCGAGGCUGUACAACACGCGCAAGUGGAUCGGCGCCUGCGAGGUGGUCACGGUGCUGUCCUCACUCAGGAUAAGAUGCCAGCUGAUCGACUUCCACCGGCCAACGGGCGCAGACGGCGGGCACCCCGCGCUGUUUGACUGGGUGCUGCAGUACUUCCGGGACCAACCCGCCGCCUUCAAGCCGCCGCUCUACCUGCAGCACCAAGGUCACUCUCGGACUAUAAUCGGUUACGAGAAACACAAGGAUGGUAAAGCGACGCUACUCGUGUUGGAUCCCUCUCACUCGCCCUCCCAGGUGCGGCAAGUGCUGUGUGGCAGCACGGCGUCGUGCAGCACGGCACUGCGACUGCUGCGGCGGGGCUCCCCGGCGCUUCGGGCGCGCCAGUACCAGCUGCUGUGCGUCACGGGGCUCAUGGCCAGCGACGAGGAGUACGAGGCCAGCAAGGUGCUGCAGUCGGUGCGCAUCCCGUAGUGCAGCCCGGGGACCGCAGCCUACGUCGGCGCGGUCGCACAGCGCCGUGACGUUAUACUCCACUCCCACCUCAUACCGUUUGGUCAAUUAAUUAAUUUAACGUCAAUUCCAAUUAGUUAUAACAUUUCUUUUACGGUCACGCUUCGAAUUAGGUGGACAGGCUGACGGCUCGCCUGAUGUCUAAUGUCCGUCUGCAUCUGUCCUUGGGCUCCCACAACCACUUGCCAUCAUAGAGCACGUCAGCCUACUCGCAAAUAUUUGCAAUGAACAUAAUAUGUAUAGUUUUGAAAUUUCAAAACAGAAAUCAAACCCAAUAUCUAAAAGAUAUUUAAUUCGUGCACUUAAUAAUAUGUUCUUCGAUCUUCGUCAACCGACUUCGACAAGGAGGUUCUCUAGUGCAUCGAUAAAUAAUUUUUAGUGUAACUAUUUUUCGUUAACCGAAUUUCAAUUCAUAAUUAGGCUAAAAAAGAAUUCACUUCCAAAAAACAAUUUAUGGAUGGAGCCUAUGAAAAAAAAAAA
Messenger RNA from Bombyx mandarina (wild silkworm), 2889 nucleotides. Its product is annotated as zinc finger-containing ubiquitin peptidase 1. Lineage: Eukaryota; Metazoa; Arthropoda; Insecta; Lepidoptera; Bombycidae. The record is from RefSeq and is a predicted model, not a curated record. Gene Ontology annotation, molecular function: ubiquitin-like protein peptidase activity.